Messenger RNA from Malassezia pachydermatis, 2475 nucleotides. RefSeq names its product tfiid and saga subunit. Bases 1 to 2475 code for a protein of 824 amino acids. Lineage: Eukaryota; Fungi; Basidiomycota; Malasseziomycetes; Malasseziales; Malasseziaceae. Gene Ontology annotation, cellular component: transcription factor TFIID complex. The record is from RefSeq and is a predicted model, not a curated record. Gene Ontology annotation, molecular function: protein binding; RNA polymerase II general transcription initiation factor activity. The transcript has a single exon. Gene Ontology annotation, biological process: transcription initiation at RNA polymerase II promoter.
AUGGCAGGGACCGAGAGUGAUGGCGCUACUGCCAAGAGCAGAUCCACGACCUCGAGUAUGGAGUCUGCGUCUGUGAUGGAGUACCUUCGUUCGCAUGGGUUUGCGAAAGCCUUAAGUGCUAUGCAGGCCGAAAUGGACGCCGUGAAAGCAGGCGCCUCGGCGACGCAGGCUUCGGCGGCUCGCGAUGCGCAGCUUGGCCCCAAUCAAGUGAGUAUGGCGGAGCUGGCGAGCAAAAAUGUGCCGCGUGAUCCACGCGACAAGGAGGCGGGCCCUGACGCGAGUGCUAGCUCGGGGCUGGAGCAGGCCGGCGCGCAGGCGCUCCUUCUCGAUCCCACCGAUACGGCGCGUGGGUUUGCCAUGAUCAAGACGUGGUGUACAGGCAGUUUGGAUAUUUACCAACCGGAGCUUCUCCCGUUACUGCUUCCGCUGUUUGUGCACAGCUACCUCAACAUGGUCGACAUGGGCCUAGGCAUGGCGGCGACGGAGUUUUUCUCUGCCCAUGCCUCGUUUUUCCAGCCCAUUCACGCAUCGCUGCUCUCGCAUCUUCGUGCGUUGUGUCUUCCAUCGCACAUCGCGUCCGAUGAACUUGCACAGCGGUUCCGCACAGAGCGAUAUGUGCUCAAGAUGUCGCCCAACGUGUUUGGCUUGCUUAUUGGCUGGCUCACAGAUGGCACGAGCCCCGUAGGCUUCUCGAGCUUGGAAGACAUUUCUGUGGUGGACAACAUAUUGGAGCCGUCACGUCGUGGUCGUGAAGCGAUGCUGAAGAUCAUCAACGAGCGCUGCCGAAUCCAAGUCCUUCGCUCCGCAUUAUUCCAGCUUGAUCCACUGCAGCUCGAAGAAGGUACAGGGCUUACUGGUGCCGGCCCAUCGUACUCCUCAACGACCGCUGCUGCCGCUUCGCGGUACCAUCCACAGCUCCAAGCGGGCGUGGUGUCAGAGACAGAUGCGAUUGCGGACUUUAAUGCACGUGCGGCAGGCCCUCAGCUGAAGCUGCAUCCGCGAAUUCCGCUCGCCGACGACUUGAAAGACGAAGUCGAGCAUGUCCUGCGUGAAGAACAGCAUCAGCUGCAAGCGAAGGAAGGCGCAGAGAACAAGGACGAGUCAACGGCCAAGGAGCCGGAGGCUAAGGAUACCAAUGCCUCGCCGGCGCCUUCAUCGCGCGGAAUGUCGGCGACACCGAUGCGUGAAGAUGCCGAGGAAAUGCAGCAGGAUACGUCGGGCCUACUGAGCGCUACGCUGGCCGAUUUACCGCCGCAGCCGUCCAUGUUCCGUACGGUCGACUUGCUGCGUGAAGUCGAGCGUGUUCGCGAUGCCCGAAAAUGCCUGCAGAUUGAUCCUUCGAAAGCACCUGAGCCUGCGACUGCGAACGACGCGAAACCGCCGCAGGCAUGGGAAGGUGUGCCGCGUACAGUGGGUCUUCCGAGUGUCUGCAUGUACACGUUCUACGAUGCAGAAGAUGGACUUACAUGCAGUUCCUUCUCGACUGAUUUGACAUUGAUGGCGGCAGGCUUUGAAGAAAGCUACGUGCAGGUAUGGAGCUUGAAAGGCGAGCCCCUGCGUGAGCUGGAAAGCGACUUGAAUCUGUCGGCCAUUCGGGAUCGCAAGACGCUCAACAAGCAUCGUGUUCCAGGCGAAGCAACGUCGCGCAAACUCAUUGGGCACAGCGCGCCUGUGUAUGGUGUCUCGUUUGAUCCUGUGGGAGGCAGUGGCUCACAACCGCGUCAUCUGCUGAGCUGCAGUGCGGAUGGCACUGCGCGAUUGUGGAGUCUGGAUACCUACUCGGCCCUGGUAGCCUACCGCGGCCACCAGUACCCUCUAUGGGACAUUGCGUGGGGUCCGCUAGGCACCUACUUUGCCACGGCCAGUGCCGAUCGCACCGCGCGAUUGUGGAGUGCCGAGCGAAUUCAUCCUCUGCGCAUUUACGCGGGCCACUUGUCGGACGUGGACUGCUUGAGUUUCCAUCCCAACUCGCUGUACCUCGCUACAGGCUCGUCGGAUCGCUCAUGCCGUUUGUGGGAUGUGCAGCGUGGUGCCUGUGUGCGUCUGUUUGUGGGCCACCAAUCGCCUGUGACGUGUGUGCGUAUCAGCUCAGAUGGCCGGUACUUGGCCUCGGCGAGUGCUGGAAGUCUGUCCAGUGCGCUGGGCCAAGCGCGCAGCGCGACGCCAGACGCCCACUCGAUCAGCUUGUGGGACUUGGCGUCCGGUCGUCGGAUCAAGAAAAUGUGGGGCCACACCUCUACGAUUCACGAUAUGGCCUUUAGUGCGGACGGCGCUGUGCUGGUCUCCGGCUCGGCUGACGAUACCGUGCGCUGUUGGGACGUACGUACAGCGCAAGAUACCAACGCGCCCGACGCCGAGGCAAGUGCCGAUUGCGUAGGCACCUACUACACCAAAGACACACCCGUGUACGAUGUUCACUUUUCGCCCCGCAACCUUUGCCUGGCGGCUGGUGUGUACACGGGCGCUUCGUCAUAG